CGUGUGAGGUCAUCGCGCGGGCGGGCGGGCGGGGUCGGACGGUUUGAACGAGACGAAGACGGAACCUGAGCCGGGCGCGGGUAGUGGACGCGGUUCCGCUGAGAGCCGAAGAUGGCAGUGAACGUAUACUCAACGUCAGUAACCAGUGAUAACCUAAGUCGACAUGACAUGCUGGCCUGGAUCAAUGAGUCUUUACAGUUGAAUCUGACAAAGAUUGAACAGUUGUGCUCAGGUGCUGCCUAUUGUCAGUUUAUGGACAUGCUAUUCCCUGGCUCUAUUGCCUUGAAGAAAGUGAAAUUCCAAGCUAAGCUAGAGCAUGAAUAUAUCCAGAACUUCAAAAUACUACAAGCAGGUUUUAAGAGAAUGGGUGUUGACAAAAUAAUUCCUGUGGAUAAAUUAGUAAAAGGAAAGUUUCAAGACAAUUUUGAAUUCGUUCAGUGGUUCAAGAAAUUUUUUGAUGCGAACUAUGAUGGAAAAGACUAUGACCCUGUAGCUGCCAGACAAGGUCAAGAAACUGCAGUGGCUCCCACCCUUGUUGCUCCAGCUCUGAAUAAACCCAAGAAACCUCUUGGCUCUAGUGGUGCAGCUCCACCGAGGCCCAUUUCAACACAGAGAACUACUGCGACUCCUAAGGCUGGCCCAGGGGUGGUGCGAAAGAAUCCUGGUGUGGGCAACGGGGAUGAUGAAGCAGCUGAAUUGAUGCAGCAGGUCAAAGUAUUGAAACUUACUGUUGAAGAUUUGGAGAAAGAGAGAGAUUUCUACUUCGGAAAGCUAAGGAACAUUGAAUUGAUUUGCCAGGAGAAUGAGGGGGAAAAUGACCCUGUAUUGCAGAGGAUUGUAGACAUUCUUUAUGCCACAGAUGAAGGCUUUGUGAUACCUGAUGAAGGGGGCCCACAGGAAGAGCAAGAAGAGUAUUAACAGUCUGGACCAGCAGAUCAAUAUUGAAUUCUUCACUCCAAAAUCAUGUGCUUAACUGUAAAAUACUCCCUUUUAUUAUUCCUAGAGGAUUCACUGGUUUCUUUUCAUAAGCAAAAAGUACCUCUUCUUAAAAGUGCACUUUGCAGAAGUUUCACUCCUUUUCUGAUAAGUUUGAGUUAGGAGCUUAUACCUUGUAGCAGAAGCAGUAUUAACAUCUAGUUGGUUCACCUGGGAACAGAGAGGCUGACCAUGGGGCUCAGCGUGUGGAUACUGGUCACACUGAAUUGCUGAAGAAGGUGUUUGGUGUAACACUGAGGUGGCACCCUCAAAUAGAGACAUGUAAAGACUGAAUUGAAUUUUAAGCUAAUGUGAAAUCUUGGCAAAGAACGUUUUAAUAAAUGCCUUAAGAGUAUUUAAAAUAUGCUUCCAUAUUUCAAAAUAGAACAUGUAACCUGACAGGAGAUAUUAUGUGUCUGACUUUGUGUCUGGGAAGGAGGGGCCAGACUUUGGGACCUUUAUAGCCUGUUGUGUCAGGCCUUACAGGGCUGCUUGAAUCCUCACAGGCCACACCUUUGGCCCCAAAGUGGAAGUUUAAAAAUUGCUCUGUAAGGCCAUUUGGUAUCAUUGGCCAGAUGCAUCCCCGCUACUAGCAAGUGGCAUGGUUGCCUGGGUGAAUGGUGUGUUUCAGUCCUGAGAUGGUUUGAGGUGAAGACCUAGAUUUUCAUUGAGCAGUCCUCUGAUUUAUUCAACUAUCUUUGGAAUUGCUUUGCAUUGUGUGUUUUUGGGAAAUGAGAUACCCCCCCCCCCCCUUUUUUUUUUAAAUCUAACAACUAGUUUUGGGAACUUGCCCACAUCUCUGGGAUUCAAAUGGGAAUUGUGUCCCAUUUUACUGUUUUUUAAGUUUACAUUGAACAUAUUUCUCUUUUCUGCUCCCUUUGUCCACUGGGAGCUCCUCUUUGGCUCCUUAAGUUUGCUGCUUAGUGUUGGAAGUACAGCAGGCAGGUGAUCAUGCUGCAAGUUCUUGCUGGACCUCUGGCAAAGGGAGUGAUCUUUGACGGCCAGUUACCUUGGGAUCUACAAGGCUGGGGUGUUUUCCAUAUCUGCUGUUCACAGCUCUCCACUGUUAUCUGGAUACUUUGCCAGUGCACUAAUCUCUUUGGAGAUAAAAUUCACUAGUGUGUUACUAAAUGUCAUAUUUUUUUUUUUUGCAGAAGAUACAGUACUAUGUCUGAAUUAAUUAUUAAUAUUUAAAAGAUUUCAUUCCUUCUCCUUCAUUUGCUUUGCCCAUGGCCUAGUCAGUCCCUUUGUUUGGCAGAAUUCUGCAAAAUGUAUUUCACCCACUACUGAGAUUGUUCAGUCCCUGAUGUGUUUGUAUUGAUUUGUUUCUGGUGGUAGCUUGUCCUAAAAUGUGUGUAGAAAGCAAGGUAUUUUAUGAUAAAAUUGUUGUGUAGUGCAUGCUUUGCGUGGAAUUCAGAGGGAAACCCAGAUUCAUUGAUUAACAAUGCCAAAAAUGCAAGUAACCAGCCAUUGUUGAAAGGACAGUGGUGCUAUUUCUCUUUUGUGGCCUUUUAUUAGACUUCUGUUGCCCGGAAAUCCAUUUUAUUGGGAACCCAUUUUCCACCUGGUCUUUCCUGACAGGGUUUUUUUCUACUUUAAACAGUUUCUAAAUAAAAUUCUGUAUUUCAA
This is a messenger RNA of Dipodomys spectabilis (banner-tailed kangaroo rat), 2604 nucleotides long. It is a transcript of the gene Mapre1, whose product is annotated as microtubule associated protein RP/EB family member 1. Gene Ontology annotation, cellular component: microtubule plus-end; cytoplasmic microtubule; spindle midzone. The coding region runs from base 112 to 918 and encodes 268 amino acids. NCBI's taxonomy places the organism in Eukaryota, Metazoa, Chordata, Mammalia, Rodentia, Heteromyidae. The transcript has 7 exons. Gene Ontology annotation, biological process: spindle assembly; regulation of microtubule polymerization or depolymerization; protein localization to microtubule plus-end. Gene Ontology annotation, molecular function: microtubule plus-end binding. The record is from RefSeq and is a predicted model, not a curated record.